UGCUGGUCAGGUCGGACAGCACGUCCACCGCCGCUCCUCCGUCGCCCUGCCCGUCCACGCUGUCCCGCACCUCCUCGCUGUCCACUCUGUCCUUCACCGACACCGGCUCUCCUCAGCCACAGAUGUCCCGCGUCGUCCCGGACGCCACGAGGCCGACCCCGAGAUUGGACCGCAGCGACGGGGAGCAGGCAAGGGCGCUGUUUGAGAGAGUGAGGCGCUUCCGGGCCCACUGUGAGAGCUCUGACAUCAUCUACAAGGUUUACUUCGCUCAGACCGUUUUCAAGGUCCUGAAGGUCGUUGUCAUCGUGAGCUACACCACCCCUCUGCUGGGAUCCAUCACCUUCAACCACGUCUGCCAGCCCCUGUCCCACGCCCUGACGGGCUACCGGGCCUUCGAGUGCACCCACGCGCUGGCCUCGGUCCUGCACAAGCUGCUGGUGGUCUACCUGUGCCUGGUGGGCCUCUUCGGCCUGCUGGGCCUCUACACGCUCAGCUGGAUCUGCCACAAGUCCUUGCGGAAGUACUCCUUCCAGUGCCUACACGAGACCGGCUCCAUGCUGGACGUGCCGGACCUGUGCAACGACCUGGCCUUCCUGCUCCACAUGGCCGACCAGUACGACCCGCUGCUGGCGCACCGUCUCUCCGUCUUCCUGUCGCCGGUCAGCGAGACGCGGCUGCUGGAGGAGAACCUGGAGCGGCGCUGGGGCGCGGAGCGCCUGCGGGGCAUGACCACCAGUGACCCACAGGGCCGCACGCAGCUUCAGCUGGUGGCCCUGUCCAGCCUGCCCCCUGCCCUCUUCACCCUCGGCCAGCUGGAGGUGCUCAAGCUGGAGCUCAUCGCCGAUGCCAAGCUCCCCACGCAGAUCUCCAACAUGACAGCCCUCAGGCAAUUGCAUCUCUAUCACUGCACAGCUGCAGUGGAACCGGGUGCUCUUCUGCACCUGCAGGAGCGUCUGGAGGUCCUGCACCUCACCUUCACCCAGGCCACGGACAUCCCUGGCUGGGUGUACGCUCUCCGCGGCCUCCAGGAGUUGCACCUGACUGGUCACCUGGGCUGCGAGAGCGGCGUGGGCCGCGGCUGGGCGCUGGGCAGCUUGCGGCAGCUGCGCCACCUCCGCGUGCUCACCCUCCGCGCCUCCCUGCAGCGCAUCCCGGCGGAGCUGGGCGAGGUGGCGGGCAGCCUGGUGCGCCUGGAGGUCCACAACGAGGGCGCCCGGCUCCUGGUGCUCACGGGGCUGCGGCGGCUGGCCGGCCUGACCGAGCUCCAGCUCCAGGGCUGCCAGCUGGAGCGCCUGCCCUCGGCGCUCUUGGCCCUGGCGGGCCUCCGUAGCCUGGACCUGCAGCACAACUGCCUGCGCACCCUGGAGGAGCUGCUGAGCCUCCAGCACCUGCGGCGCCUCUCCUGCCUGCGGCUGGCGCACAACCGCGUGCUCGCCCUGCCCUCCAGCGUGGGCGUGCUGCGGCGGCUCGAGCUCCUGGACCUGGCCCACAACGAGCUGCAGAGCCUGCCGCCGGCCCUCUUCACCCUCCACCGGCUCCGGCGGCUCUACCUGGCCGGCAACCUGCUGGAGGUCCUGCCGGCGGAGGUGGGCUCCCUGGCGCUGCUCCGGGAGCUGGACGUGAGCGGCAACCGGCUGGAGAGCCUCCCGGCGGAGCUCUGCACGAACUGCCCGGAGCUCCGCAGCCUGGACGCGAGCUUCAACUCUCUGGGCGCCCUCCCCCCGGACGUCGGCUCGCUGAGCCAGCUCGCGCAGCUGGACCUGAGAGGGAACAGUCUGGAGCAGCUGCCGGCCGAGCUGGGCUGCUGCGCCGGGCUGCGUGGCGGAGGCCUGCUGGUGGAGAACUGGCUGCUUCACUCGCUACCUCGUCACGUCAGGGACCUCCUGACGCAGCCCUGCUCGUCCUCCACCUCCUCUUCCUCCCAGCCGCCCUCCCGACCAGAGUCUGACAGUUUCCCCACUUUCUCCACCAGUCACUGGAGCUUCCUAUUGGCAGCAGAGUCUCGGAUAUGAAGGCAAACAGUGGCUUCAGAGACAUGUAAAAUAAAAAAAAAAUAAAAAAAAUCAUAGGCACCAAGGAGAGAUACAUAACAGCAGUGCUACUGAAUGAAUUGACAUUUUGCAUAACAUAACUAAGCAUGUUAAUUAUUGCAUCCUAUACAUCCUAAAUUUAAAAUGUAUAUUGUGAAUCAAGUAGGAAGGUAGGCUUCAUCUGAAAAAGUAAUUAAAAACUAUAAAUUCUCACAAUGGUAUUGCUAAUAUAGAUAGUAGUUGACUGACACACUCCUCAUAAUUUUUAGGGGAAAUUUGCAAACCAAUAUUUAUAAUAUUUAUAAUAAUUAUUCAAUCUUUGUCUGGCCACAUAAAACGCCUACAUGUUGUAGUGCCUGGACAAUGUGUUUAUUUCCACAUCACUGCAAUAACAAUUCCAAAAGCCAUAGCAGCAAUACCUACUUUUAUUGUAACAUUCUAAAGUGGGACUUGUAUGGCUAAAUUGUAGGCCAGAGGUGGUUUGACCUGAUAAUUUGCUUCUAACUAACAAAAUGUCUAAUAAUGAUACACAGGUAAAUGUAAUGACGAGGCAUCUUCAUAAAUGUUUGCUUUCAAAUAUAAACUCUUUUUUGUGGCUGGCAGCAAACUGAGUCACCAUAGGG
Sardina pilchardus (European sardine) is the source of this 2653-nucleotide messenger RNA. RefSeq names its product volume-regulated anion channel subunit LRRC8D. Bases 123 to 2012 code for a protein of 629 amino acids. NCBI's taxonomy places the organism in Eukaryota, Metazoa, Chordata, Actinopteri, Clupeiformes, Clupeidae. The record is from RefSeq and is a predicted model, not a curated record. Gene Ontology annotation, molecular function: protein binding. The transcript is spliced from 4 exons.